UGUGGGCUGUGCCUGCCUGUAUAAAGGGCUAGCUAGGGAGGAGGGAGCUGAUCUAUUAGCUCCUUUACUCAGCUACAGUCACAGCCAGAGGAGACGAAGCAGAGUUAAUAGGAUUCCUGCCCAGGACACCAUGGCUGAAGAUCUGGUGCUGGAAACAUGCGACCUGCAGCCCGAGAGCAACGGGGUGAUGCACAGGACGGAGGAGAUGGGUAGCCAGCGGCUCGUGGUGAGGAGGGGCCAGCCCUUCACCAUCAUGCUGCACUUCGCGGGGCGGGGGUAUGAGGACGGCGUGGACACACUUGCCCUCAAUGUGCAAACAGGACCGUGCCCCACGGAGACCGGGGGAACCCGGAGCCACUUCCCCGUCUCCAGCUGCCUGCAGGCGUCGGCGUGGAGCGCGGCAGUGCAGCAGCAGGACGGCACGGCUCUCUCCUUGUCCCUCUGCUCUCCACCCGACGCUCGCAUCGGCCUCUACACCCUGACCAUGGAGGCCUCCACCGGCUACCAAGGCACCAGCUUCCGGCUGGGCGAGUUCAUCCUGCUCUUCAACCCGUGGUGUCCAGAGGACACCGUCUAUCUGGAGGAUGAAGACCAGCGCACCGAGUACGUGCUGACGCAGCAGGGCCUCAUCUAUCAGGGCUCAAACGACUUCAUUGUCCCCACACCCUGGAACUUCGGGCAGUUUGAGGACAACAUGGUGGAAACGUGCCUCCUGCUGCUGGACACGAACCCCAAGUUCUUCCGGGACCAGAACCGGGACUGCUCCCGCCGCAACUGCCCUGUCUACAUCGGCAGGGUCGUAAGCGCCAUGGUGAACUGCAACGACGACCGGGGGGUGCUGGCGGGGCGCUGGGACAACAAGUACAGCGACGGGGUGAGCCCCAUGUCCUGGAUAGGCAGCGUGGACAUCCUGCGGAGAUGGAGCAAGUUCGGCUGCCAGCCCGUCAGAUACGGCCAGUGCUGGGUCUUCGCUGCGGUGGCUUGUACAGUCCUGAGGUGCCUGGGGAUUCCCACGCGCGUGGUGACCAACUACAACUCUGCCCACGACACCAACCAGAACCUGGUCAUCGACCGCUACCUGGACGAGAGAGGCAGCCUGCAGCAAGGAUCCAAGGACAUGAUAUGGAAUUUCCACUGCUGGGUGGAGUCGUGGAUGGCCCGUCCCGACCUCUCCGCUGGCUAUGACGGAUGGCAGGCGCUGGACCCCACUCCGCAGGAGAAGAGCGAAGGGGUUUACUGCUGCGGCCCCUCGCCCGUCAGAGCCAUCAAGGAAGGCGACCUGGCCCUGAAGUACGACAUCCCGUUCGUCUUUGCGGAGGUCAACGCGGACCUGGUCUACUGGAUCCUGCAGAGCGACGGCUCCCGGAAGAAGACCGUCCACCCCUCCAUCGUGGGGAAGAGCAUCAGCACCAAGGGCGUGGGCCGAGACAGCAGGGAGGACAUCACCCACCACUACAAGUACCCCGAGGGCUCUGACAAGGAACGGGAAGUGUUCUCCAAAGCCAAACGCCAGAAGAGGCCGGUGCCGCAGGAGGAGACAGGCGUGACCAUGAGGAUCAAGGUGCCCCAGGGCGCCAACAACGGCUGCGACUUCGACGUCGUCGCCGCCAUCCACAACGACACCGAUGCCGAGCGGCUGUGCCGCCUCAUGUUCUGCGCCCGCGUCGCCAGCUACAACGGAAACGUGGGCCCCGAGUGCGGCAUGAAGGAUCUGCUCAACGUCACGCUGCCGCCCCGUGGAGACAAAGUGGUGCCGCUGCGCGUCCUGUAUGAGAAGUACGGCCACUGCCUGACCCAGGACAACAUGGUCAAAGUGGUGGCGCUGCUGGUCGAGUACCAGACCCAGGAGCACACCGUGGCCAUGCGAGACGUCUACGUCAAGAACCCGGACAUCAAGAUCAGGAUACUGGGGGAGCCCAAGCAGAAGCGGAAGCUGGUGGCCGAGAUCGCGCUGACCAACCCACUGGCGACACCGCUCAACGGCUGCUCGUUCAUCGUGGAGGGCAGCGGCCUCACUCAGGGCCAGAAGAUCCAGGAGCUCGACUGCCCCAUGGAGCCUGGGCAGGAGGCGAAGGUGCGGGUGGACCUGAUGCCCCGGCAGGCUGGCCUGCGCAAACUGGUGGUGGAUUUCGAGAGCGACAAGCUGAAGGGGGUGAAGGGUUUCCGCAACGUCAUCAUCGCCCCCCUGCCCAAGUAAGGCCCCCGUGGGCCCGACCUCCUCCGCCCUCCGUGAGAUGCUCCUGCCCUGCGUGAGCCCCUGCCUCGGAUGGGACGCCCCAGCCCACUGGCCUGGGUCCUGCGACCAGGUCCCGCAGCCAGCUGCAAAGGCAGCGACCCGCCAGCUUGUGCCCACGGUUACGUCUGGGGGGCAGGGGAGGGAGCAGGGGAGCCAGUGGGCCCUGAAGCCUGCCCACCAGGCUUGGGGCUGUCCUUUGCAUUCAUGCCCUUGCCAGUGCCCUGUGUGCUGCUGCCAGAGCGUGUGCAAGGCUUGAGGCACGGCUUUGUGCAUCACGGCUCUCCUUGCCUGGAGAUGCCUGGCCCCCAGACCCUGCCCACGAUCCCUGACCCGCGCCCCUCUGGGGAAGAGUCACUAGUGCAAAUGUGCAAAGGCACAGGAGAUCGCCUCCGUCUCCGACACUCUUGAGUUCGUCCACAAGACAGGCCCCUUCCAGGUGGUCCCAUGCCCAGGGGAAGUCACCAGGGAAGUCACUGGGGAAAAAGCAAGGAAGCAAACAGAGUGGGCAGCAGGCAUGAGGCCAGUGAGCCAGACAGGCCUGGAGUGUCCCCAAGGUCUGGCCUGGGGCUCCCAGUCUCUGGGACGGUCACUGGGACAUCAGGACACAGUCCCCGGUGCGCGUGGGUCCGUGCAAUGUGGCCACUGCGUCCCUUGUCAGUGAAAGGGUUAAACGAGUCAUGGUGCUACCUGGGCCCUGGACAUCAUCCAGGCUGGAGGUGCAUGAACCUCCCUCCCCUCCCUGGACUUCCCCAGCAGCAGCACCCAGAGCUUGCAAGGGAAAACCAGGAGGCAUCUGAACAGGCCUGGGAAAGUCACGGUCUCUGACCCCAGCCCAAACGCUGCCCUGAGCUGGGAGCUAAGCAGCGGCGAGGCUACAGCUGGUCCCAGGCCCCACUGCCAAGAGCAUUUCUGAGCCCCGCUAGGCAGAGCAAGGCUUUGCAACGCGCUUCCGUGUGCUACCCGGACGCUGAGCACUACCCCA
Gavialis gangeticus (Gharial) is the source of this 3218-nucleotide messenger RNA. RefSeq names its product transglutaminase 2 (gene TGM2). Lineage: Eukaryota; Metazoa; Chordata; Crocodylia; Gavialidae. The record is from RefSeq and is a predicted model, not a curated record. Gene Ontology annotation, molecular function: protein-glutamine gamma-glutamyltransferase activity. The transcript is spliced from 13 exons. Gene Ontology annotation, biological process: peptide cross-linking. Bases 131 to 2197 code for a protein of 688 amino acids.